Daphnia carinata is the source of this 631-nucleotide messenger RNA. RefSeq names its product succinate dehydrogenase [ubiquinone] cytochrome b small subunit, mitochondrial-like. Gene Ontology annotation, cellular component: mitochondrial envelope; membrane. Bases 55 to 576 code for a protein of 173 amino acids. The record is from RefSeq and is a predicted model, not a curated record. Lineage: Eukaryota; Metazoa; Arthropoda; Branchiopoda; Diplostraca; Daphniidae. Gene Ontology annotation, biological process: tricarboxylic acid cycle; mitochondrial electron transport, succinate to ubiquinone. Gene Ontology annotation, molecular function: ubiquinone binding; heme binding. The transcript has 3 exons.
AAGGUGCUCUUCUUCAGAUUCGUCUGCUCCUGUUAUUGCUAGAAAUAAUCGAAAAUGGCCGCAAUGGUGUCUCUCUGCAGAAAUUUUGGGAAAGUUGGACUGUCGAAUCGGAUGACAAUUGGAAAUCCCUGUUUGGCUGCGCUUUCAAACAGGAACAAAAUGUUUUUUGAAAACAGAAUUGUGCCUUCAUCCCAAAAUUCUGUGAAAAAAAUUACUAUGAGCCAUCAAUCCCUUGCAGAAACAUCGUCUUGCAAGCCAGCAGAUGAUCACACAAGACUUUGGACAAUAGAAAGAAGUUUAGCACUUUCUCUAGUUCCUUUGGUUCCUGCAGCAUUCAUGUUUCCAUCUGCUGCCAUGGACUACUUGCUUGCUAUUUCUUUCACACUACAUGCUCAUUGGGGUUUGGAGACCAUUGUGGUUGACUAUGUGAGGCCAAAAGUGGUUGGUCCUGCAUUGGCAAAAUUAGGUGUUGCCCUUGUCUAUGGACUUUCUGCAUUUACUCUUGGUGGGCUAUUCUAUUUUAUCUAUUCAGAUGUGGGGAUUGUGAAUGCUAUUAAAAUGUUUUGGAAGCUGUAAUAGAACAUCAUUUUCAUGGAAAAUCCAUGGAAGUUGUUUCAAUGGGACUUGCAUA